Molecule: messenger RNA, 1185 nt
Organism: Fibroporia radiculosa
Lineage: Eukaryota; Fungi; Basidiomycota; Agaricomycetes; Polyporales; Fibroporiaceae
Exons: 14
Coding region: 1-1185 (394 amino acids)
Biological process (GO): carbohydrate metabolic process
Molecular function (GO): hydrolase activity, hydrolyzing O-glycosyl compounds
Source: RefSeq, a predicted model, not a curated record
AUGCGUUUACGUUCGGUGAUUCCCUUUGUGACAGCAUUCGCUCCUUUGGUGGGGGCUGCCUCAAUCGUAGAGAGAAAGCACGCUGCCAGAGAUGCCACGUCUACAUCAGCUGUGACAGGAUAUGUGAAGACUUCAGGCCAGAACUUUGUACUGGAUGGAGAAACAUUCACGGUAGUGGGUGCGAACUCAUACUGGGUUGGCCUCACAGGGCUCACCACGAGUGAAAUGGACCAAACCUUUUCUGACAUCGCAGCAGUAGGCGCCACCGCGGUCAGGACAUGGGGCUUCAAUGAUGUGACUACACCAAGCGGUGACUACUACCAGCUCUGGACCAAUGGUACUGCGACAGUGAACUACGGUCCUACCGGACUAGAGAACUUCGAUAAUGUCGUUGCGGCCGCUAAAGCAUACGGUAUCAGACUGAUAGUCACUCUCACUAAUAACUGGGACAAUUAUGGUGGAAUGGAUGUUUAUGUCAGCGAACUAACUGGGACAGACUACCAUGAUUACUUCUACUCUGACCCUGUAGUCAUCGCUGCUUAUAAAACCUACGUUAACGCGUUCGUUAGUCGCUACAUUGACGAGCCUGGUAUCCUCGCUUGGGAGCUCGCCAACGAGCCGCGAUGCGCGGGCAGUACAGGCGUUACCUCAGGCAACUGCACCGCUCCCUUGAUUACCAGUUGGAUUGCGGAAAUGUCAGCUUAUAUCCACUCGAUUGAUUCCAACCACCUUGUCGGCAUUGGAGACGAAGGCUUCUUCGAUGACCCGAGUAGCACCGACUACCCGUACCAGGGUGGAGAAGGCAUUAAUUUCACAGCCAACCUCGCUGUACCCACUAUUGACUUUGGAACCGCACACUUAUAUCCUCUCAGCUGGGGUGAGACCGAGGACCCCAUCGAAUGGGGCGUUGAGUGGAUCGAGAAUCAUGCCACUGCGCAGAAGGCUCAGAAUAAGCCCGUCUUGUUGGAGGAAUUUGGCAUAACGAGCAACAAGACUGAGACGUACGAAGCGUGGUACUCAGCAAUCGUUAGUUCUGGUUUGACUGGAGAUCUCAUCUGGCAAGCCGGCUCCUACCUUGCAAGCGGACCCACACCGAACGAUGGUUACACGGUAUAUCCCAACGACACUGUAUACGGUCUUGAGGCCUAUGCUGCUGGACAACUGAAGGCAAGAAACGCUGCAUGA